This is a messenger RNA of Carassius auratus (goldfish), 2074 nucleotides long. RefSeq names its product RNA-binding E3 ubiquitin-protein ligase MEX3C-like. The coding region runs from base 197 to 1765 and encodes 522 amino acids. Gene Ontology annotation, molecular function: RNA binding. The transcript has 3 exons. The record is from RefSeq and is a predicted model, not a curated record. NCBI's taxonomy places the organism in Eukaryota, Metazoa, Chordata, Actinopteri, Cypriniformes, Cyprinidae.
UGUAAUGUUAUGUUUGCUAAAACGAGAACUACACUGUUCAUCCGCAACGGUGUGUGGCGCUGCGGUGGCAGGUCGCUGUUCACGAACCUGCGCGACGAUCCCCGAAGAACCGUAAACAAAGAGAUCUAGCAGAGCAGGGUCACGGAACCACGGCUAAAAACAUCAACUUGAAAGCAGGACACGUUGUUGGUCGAGCAUGCCCAGUAACACAGCUCAAUUCCUGGAGUCCGACGAUACUGAACCGGAUCUCUCGGUACCGGUACAGAUCUUGAGCCGGAUGAGCCUCCGGGAUGAAGAGAGUCCAUCAGAACUACGUGAUACUUCUCAUCUGGGUGUCCUGGGCGCGGUUUUGGACCUCCAGCCCUUGUCCCAAACUGGAUCAGAGGAGGACAACACCACCAACACUAACAACAACAACAACAUCAUCAUCAGGCAUGAUACUGAUCUGGACCAUCUGAGGGCUGAGCUCACAGCCCUGGAGGCCCCGGGGUCCGAUGGGCUCUUCCUGGAUGGGACGGGCGAGUCCCAGGGUUACCCGGUUCAGGGGAGCGUGAUGGCGAUGAUGAUGAUGAUGCAGGAGGGUGAGAGGUGUGCGCUCAAUACCAGGAGAAAGAGCGUGAACACAACAGAGUGUGUGAUGGUGCCCACAUCUGAGCAUGUGGCGGAGAUAGUUGGUCGGCAGGGUUGCAAAAUCAAAGCUCUGAGAGCAAAGACCAACACUUACAUUAAAACCCCUGUGAGAGGAGAUGAGCCCAUGUUUGUAGUGACCGGCCGGAAGGAGGAUGUCAUCACGGCCAAGCGUGAGAUUCUGUCGGCGGCUGAGCAUUUUUCCCUCAUCCGGGCAUCUCGGAACAAAGUGGCACCGACGAACAGCAUUCCUUGCCAUCCGGGACAGACCAGCAUCCAGGUUCGGGUGCCGUAUCGGAUGGUAGGGCUCGUGGUGGGGCCGAAAGGAGCGACUAUCAAGAGGAUCCAGCAGCAAACCCACACCUACAUCGUCACACCAAGCCGCGACAAAGAACCUGUGUUUGAGGUGACCGGGAUGCCCGAGAACGUAGACCGAGCUCGGGAGGAGAUCGAGGCUCAUAUUGCGAUGCGCACCGUGGGAAGUGUGGACACCACUGUGGACGAUGAUGAUUUCCACUACAACGGCACUGAUGUCGGUUUCGAGUCGGGUGGUAACGGAGCCUGGGUCUUCUCCGGUGGCGUUUCAAACUUCCGCACCAAUGCUGCAGGCUAUCGCAACGACAGCUCCAGCUCGCUCGGAAGCAACUCUAGCGAGUCCCACUACAGCAGGAAAGGCAGCGCAGUGGCGGAUCUCAGUCCUGGCAGCAGCGGAGGCACAUUCUGGUUUGGCGAUUCCCAGUCGCCUUUGGGAAGCGAAGAUCCUGCGGGUUACGACGGGCUAACGAUGACGGCGCCGUUGGCCAAUCAGACAUUGUGGAGUGCUCUCGAGCGGGGAGGAGUGAGUUUGCCCACUACACAGAGGUUCUCUCCAUCGCGUCUGUCUCCGUCUCCUCCGGAGGAUUAUCCUCUGAUUCGGAUGGUGCAGGAGAAUUCCCAGAGCCUCCCGGCCUUCGGCUCCGCGUUUUCACCAUCUAGCGACAGCACAGGCUCCAGCUCUCCGCCGGACGUGCGCACUAUCCCCAAACACAGCCAAGUUCCUGCAUGUGUACACUGCGGAGACAACGUGGCGGCGCUUGUCCUGGGCGGGCAAAACCUUGUUUGUUUGGAGUGUUCCAACUCCAUCCUGCAAAAUGCAUAGAGAGAAGAAAAAAUCGGGAUGGGGUUGGAGAUGGGUUUAUUUUUUACAUUGAAAUACUUCUUCCUUAUUACGUUGAAAUAACUGGGACAUGCAGGUUUUCGAUUAAUAACCACAGUUGAGUUCAUCUCAAAGGUUUGCGUUUAGCCGUCGCGUCGUUCUUUGCGGUGAUCAGCGCUGGGGUUUAGCAGUGCUAAACUGCCAUCACUUUUUGUUGUUUUGUUUUCAAAGUAUCGACUUGUUUGUUUACAUUUCCAUGUGCCUGAUUCCACGACGGUGGUGCUGUGGAUUGGCGAUGUUGCUGCGAAAGCA